AUGGAAAAUGUGCUACGCCGGAAACCCAAAUAUGACCAUGGCCGUCAUGUUCAGAGUACACUUUGGCUGCCUCACAUGUAUGCCUCGGAGGCAGCGUCGUGGUCAGUGGCUUGUUCUGCCAUGAAGGGACGUAACGGAUAUGAUUCCUUGAUGCCACGUAAUGAGGAGCAUAUGUUGCACAAUUUGCGUACACCUCACACAAUUGACGCUAUUAUUCCGCGGGCCCAGAGUUAA
Molecule: messenger RNA, 234 nt
Organism: Plasmopara halstedii
Lineage: Eukaryota; Oomycota; Peronosporomycetes; Peronosporales; Peronosporaceae
Exons: 2
Coding region: 1-234 (77 amino acids)
Source: RefSeq, a predicted model, not a curated record